Molecule: messenger RNA, 2221 nt
Organism: Drosophila navojoa
Lineage: Eukaryota; Metazoa; Arthropoda; Insecta; Diptera; Drosophilidae
Gene: Saf-B
Product: Scaffold attachment factor B
Biological process (GO): regulation of transcription by RNA polymerase II; regulation of mRNA processing
Cellular component (GO): nucleus
Molecular function (GO): sequence-specific DNA binding; RNA binding
Source: RefSeq, a predicted model, not a curated record
GUGAAAGAUUCUCAGUUGGCAUACGGACCAGCACAAAUAGUAGUCGAGAAAAUUUCCUAAAUUUUUUUUUACAUUUAGAGAAUUUUUCAUACAUACCAGUUAUUGUGUUAUAAUUGUGCAUAAGAAUUAAUUAAAAUGCCCGAGAUCGGCAAGAAAAUUAACGAGUUGCGUGUCUGCGAUUUAAAAGAAGAGCUUGAAAAGCGCAAGCUGGAAACUGUGGGUCCAAAGGCAGUGCUAAUCGAACGUCUUGAAAGGGCACUAAAAGAGGAGGGCGUCGACCCAAACACACAUUUGAUUGAUGCGGCUGCUAAGCCAAAGCCCGUGCCGGUACCAAUGGCAGAAUCCACAACCGAGAUUAAAAUCAAGGAGGAACCAGUUGAGGAGGAGGAACCCCAGGAAGUAGGUAAUGAAUUCGAUGGAAAUGGGGAUGAGGAAGACAGUGCUCAUCACGCCGACGAGGACGGUCAUGAAAUAGACCAAGUUGGCGAUGUGGACGAUGUAUGCGUUAUAUUAGAUGACGACGAAGAAGAGGGAGCAGAGGCUAUUGAUCAAUCGAAGAAUGGCACUGUGGAUGCCAAAGAAGAAGCAGCCGAAGAGGCCGAAGGUGAGCCUGCUGGCGACGAGGAGAUGCAGGAGGAGAAUACAGGCGACACUGUAAACAUGGAUAAUGACGAGUCCAUUAAUUUGACAAUUGGCGAAGAAGAACAGAAACUUUUACACGAUGAGGCCCCUGACGAUAAGUCUAUUAAGUCGGUAAAACCGGCAAAUAAAACCGAUAAAUUGGGUGCUGCUAAGGACGGAGAUAAAAAGAUUCACAAGGAUGAUGAGAGCGCUCGUUCAAAGAAGAAGGAUGACAAAUCCACUGAUAAAAAGGAUUCUAGUGACCAAAAAUCGGUUUCCAAAUCGUCGAACCAAAAAGACGAUAAAGGACAAUCUGACUUGCAUUCCUUUGAAAUAUGUCUAAUAUAUUAUACUUUACUCUUUUCAUCUUUCCCCACUUGCCACUCCAGGAUUAUGGAAUCACGCGAUGAUCCCGUUAAGCGUUCGCUAAGCAAGCGCUCUGAUGAUCGCUACACCGAUGUACCCGACCGCAAGCGCUCCGCGGUCUUUGAUGCUCCACCACCGCCACGUUUUGACACGUCUUUGGUUAGCUCACGCAACACUAGUACUUAUGACAAGAAACAUGAUGAUUAUGGCACCUCGUCGGCCUCCAAGCGUGGACUUGAUGACUAUUCGAGCUCCAAGCGACUUGAAUAUUCCUCAAACAAACGCAGCGAUUACGGCAGCUCCACUGGUACCAAGCGUGGUGCCAUCGAUGACUACGCUGCGGUGCCGAGCAAGCGCUCUGGCAAUGAUUAUGGCACAAGCUCCAAGCAUGAUUACUCGUCGUCCACCACCAGCAAGCGUGAUGAUUACAAGCGCGACGUAGAGGUUCGCCACUUGCCAGUCUCAUCAGGCGGUGUUAGCACUGGUGGUUCGAGCAGCUCAUAUGUUCACAAGAGCACCACGGGCGGCGGUGCCGGCUCAUAUGUGCACAAGAACAACACUAGCAACGUUACCGCCUCAUAUGGUCACAAGAACAACACAAGUGGAGGAACUGGUGGUGGGAGUGGUCGCUACAAUGAUGCCGACCGUAGCAACACCUCUAACUACAGACGUGGCGGUGUCGACGACAUGUCACAUAGCAACAAGCGUUAUGAUAACUCGACCAGCGGUGGAACAACCAGUGGCUAUGGCAGCAACUCGAACAACGUUAACAUAUGGGCACCAUCCAGUGGCGGCAGUGGCAGCGCUCACUUGGGAGGUGGCGGAGGCCCAUUGAAAUCUUACAGCAACAAUGGAAUGUCAUCAAACAUGCAUGGCAAUAAUUCGUGGCAAAAGUCGGCCACCAUCGAUGACAACUGGCGUCCAAUGCAGACACAGAGCCGUUUUGAUCGCAGCUACAACGAACGCUCCAGUGGCUACCAAGGCAACAGCGGAGCUGGCGGAAUGUAUGGCGGUAGUCGCCCGGCACAGGACCGCUAUGGCGGCCAGGUGACACGCUAUUAGCUUGCUCUGCUAGCACACACAUUUAAUGAGCCAACUGAUAAUCCUGUCAACGCACUAUCCCAACAAACUUGAUGAUUUUUCCUUGAACGCUUUUGGCGUUUAUGUUAAUUUCUAUUAGUUGUAUUGACUUAGCAUCUAAAACUAUAUUAAAUAUCAUUAGAUAUAUAAUUUA